Messenger RNA from Adineta ricciae, 1746 nucleotides. The record is from the annotation of a GenBank genome assembly. NCBI's taxonomy places the organism in Eukaryota, Metazoa, Rotifera, Eurotatoria, Adinetida, Adinetidae.
AUGAAUGGACAACGAAUCGGUGCUACUCGUCGGCAAACACUGACAUUACCUACUAUGCCAGUCGAUGGCCGACUUAGCACGGCACAAUCGUUGGGCACAAUCGACACUACUCAACGUCGACUAUCAAUAGUUUCUCAAGCUUUUAUACCAAAUACUGAUGAAUAUCGUAGUCAGGAACGUGUUCCGCCUGCAGGUGCUGAUUUCAAACGACAAUUGUUGCUACGUCCUAUUGUCAAUCCCGAAGGCGAACAAAUAAAUCAACGUCGAUUGUCAGUGAUUUCGGAAGAUUAUGAUAGACUUGACGACGAAGAUUAUGAAAUGGGCAUAAGCGAUGGAUUAAUUAACCGCUUUGCUAUUCAGACCGAAGGACUUCGACGUCGUCGGCGAAUUCUAUUUUUUAUUGAACCCGCUGUUGCUGCUAUGAUUCUUCUACCUGUCGUUACUCUCUUUUGGGAAUCGGGAUGGAACCUCACCCUAAUUUUACUAAAUAUACUGAACGGAUAUUCAUCAAUGUUACCAUCUAAUGACUCACCAGUUAAUAAGUCGCGUCCUUAUUCAUUUUCUUCUCUAUCUAUUUCAUACGCGAUUGUACAAAUUCUUCUGCUUCUAUUCUAUCUUGCUCAAGAUUUUCUCUACGGUUUUCUGAAACGGCAAAAGUUGAUUCCUAGGUUAAUUCUUUUAAAGCUUCAUAUCUUUAUCCUUUCUUCAAUUUAUAUCGUUCAAUGGGUUGUAAUCUGGACUGCUUGGGAUCAAUAUUCUCCACGUGAAUGGUAUUUUGAAAUCGUCCUCUCUUUCACCGCACUUUUUGCAUUGAUUGUAUUCAUCGGACAUUUAUCCGAUCUUGUUUGCGCACCAUUUCUUGUUAGUUAUGAUUCCAUAGAAUACUGCAUACAUUUUGGCUGUCCUCUACUUACACGACAGAUGACACAAUGGAAAAUCAAUUUGAUUAAUUACAUUGUGUAUGAGGUGAUAAUUGCAAAUAUUACAAUUCUUGUCUGGCGUGGAUUUUAUGAUUUUCUCGACGAACACUUCUACGCUAACAAACCGGACAAAGCAGCAUGGAUCUGUUUAUUGAUUGGUUAUGUUCUUUAUUACCCGUUGAUGUAUUUUCAGCAUUAUCUUGAAUACUUAAAUUUAAAAUUCGAUUUUUGGGUGUUUGUCUCACUCAAUUUUCCUCAACUUUAUCGAAAUAUUCGUCAUUUCUUCGCAUUUGUUUCAUAUUGCAUAUGUCGCAAUCACCACGCAACAUACACAUUGUCGGUAUUUGCAUUUAUAUGCGGAAUCUUGCAAUUGUCGUAUUCGUUGACGUAUAUUGAACAAGUAUGCCAAGUUAAAUCUAACGAUGUUGUUCCUUCAUUAACGGGGAGUUAUUGGCGACCUUCGUGGCACAUGACAGUUACUGAUCGAGUCGACAGAACAUCAGUGCUAGAUGAUGGUGUUAUCGUAGGUUCGAAUUCUUAUAGCUCAACAUGGCAAGCUCUGAUUGCUGCACGAAAGAAAAAAAUUAAUCAGAGUUAUCCAUGCUACAGAUAUACGAGUUAUAUUUGGCUUGGUGCAUGGAUAUGGCAAUGGGAUGAACCAACAGCUUUAGAAGUUUUUCUCUAUGUACUUGGAUUCGUGGUGUUCCUGAUUAUUGGAACUACACUUUUGCGACUUCGAAAUAGUUAUGGGCAUGAAGAACAAUAUAGAAGAAAACCUAGGCAACGAAGAAAUUCUUAUAACAAGUUGCAAUCAACUUCAAUAUAA